Molecule: messenger RNA, 1595 nt
Organism: Fundulus heteroclitus (mummichog)
Lineage: Eukaryota; Metazoa; Chordata; Actinopteri; Cyprinodontiformes; Fundulidae
Product: tRNA-uridine aminocarboxypropyltransferase 2
Exons: 6
Coding region: 237-1094 (285 amino acids)
Source: RefSeq, a predicted model, not a curated record
GCAUGCUCGGCAAGUGGGAAUAUUUUCUUCGGUAGAUGAGUAAAAUACAGGAUAACACCUUGGAUUUCGAUCACUCAUUUCUAAUUUUAGCCAAGUUGAACGUGUAUUUAAAAAAAAAUCUAAUUUAAUUUAUUGAUCAUAUUUUUUUUUCCAGAAAUAGUAUAGAUCACUUACAAAGCUGUAAUUCCCGAGCUACGCGAACGCAACAUCGACGUUAGCUAACGGCUAACACCGCAAUGGACAAUGGUCCUUGUCUGUGCUCUCCUGUCAGCCUGGAGGAAAACGGACUGCCGGGCAGCGGCAGCUCCUGCGCCGACGACGAGCUGGUGGACGCUUUCGGAGACCUGGCCGCCCUCCCGGUCGAAGUUGAGGAAAGAAGACCGACCUGUUUGCGCUGCCGUCGCCCUCAGAAGGUGUGUCUCUGUCCCUUUCUCCCGCAACAACCGCUGGAGGUGUCCACGCGUCUGUACGUGGUGCAGCAUCCCGCAGAGGAAAGCCGAGUGCUUCGGACUGUGCCUCUUCUAGCUGCGUGCUUGCCACAAGGAAAAUGCGACGUUAUAGUAGGAAGGAGGUUUAAUGAAGAAAAGCAUCCGGAGCUAGCUGCUGUGUGUCGGGAUGACAGAACUCUCAUAUUGUACCCCGGACCUAAAUCCCAGAACCUGGAGGAGCUGGUGCAACGCCAGGAGAUCGCCGCGGUGAAACACAACGUGAUCAUUAUAGACGGCACGUGGAGCCAGGCCAAAAACAUGUUCCUGAAGAACAGCAUGUUCCACUUGCCCAAACAGGUGCAGCUUAACAGGAUGCUGUCCAGCCAGUAUGUGAUCCGCACCCAACCCACCAACAUCUGCCUGUCCACGCUGGAAUGUGCUGCUGUGGCUUUGUCCAUCCUGGAGCAGAAGGAAGAGAUCCAAGAGAUAUUGCUGAGGCCUCUAAAAGCCCUGUGCUCCUUCCAGCUACAGCACGGCGCUCAGAUUCAUCACAGCAAAGAGCAUCUCCUCAGGAACGGCAUGUACGACAAACCCAUGCCGAAAAACAAACGCAAGAUCAAGAGGAUGGAGAAACUGAUGACUGACCACAGCAUCUGUCCAAGAUGAGGACAAGAUUGAUGACUGAGCAGAGAAGGGUCUUGGAAUGCCUUUACACAGUUUGUUCAACUGCAUGCAGAUAACUGCAUCAUCUGCGUGCAAAUAACUGGACUUUUGUUUCAUUUGUUUCUUUUUUUGCAAUACUUUUUUGUUCAGUUUAAUUUAUAUACUUGUUAAUAGUUUUAAAUAAACGACUAGCAUUCUACUUAGUGUUGUAUGUUACAGCAAAUCAGUCAUUUUUUUUCUUCUAGAAAUUGUAUUUGGUUCUCUACUAAAAUAUUAUUUAAAACAAGCUGGUUAAUGCUGUUGUGUAUAGUGGUACUCUCUCCUCUAUAAGGGCUGAUUUAUUUAUUUUUUAUUCAAAACAAAGUCUUAAAAAAAUAAACGUAUUUAAAGCCAACAAUUACCAAAGCUGUACAAAUGUUCGUCAUCUUUAGUGGUCAGUUUACUGACUGAAAAUGUAAAUGGAUCACUUGUAAAUAAACCCUGUUUGACCUUCAAAAACACAUU